AGUCCUGUUUUACUAUUUUAAUUCCUUUUAUUUCGUUAAAGAUUACUCCAUUAUAUUUGUUUCAAUUAGAUCAUUUCAUGAAUAGAUUUCUUGAGGGACUUUAAUGUAGCAAUAUUUAUGUUGUCUGUAAACUACCAUUUUGUGUCAUUAUAGGUAUUAAAUUCUUUGUCAGUAAUGUUAUUUAGGGUUGUCAUUUGUUGAUAGCAGUCUGCUUUUUAAAAUUUUAAACUACUAUCUUGGUGGAAAAGCAGCCCUCUCUUGAACUGUUGGCAUUUGCAACCUUGGAUAUUUUUAGAUACGGAUUUUCAAAAAAGCUGGAAAUAUUAUAAAUAUCUCUAUAUGAAAUAUGCAUCGUUGAAUAGUACUAAUAAUUUCUCAUUGACUUUAUGAUUUCAUAGAUGCUUUAUCUUUAUUUCUGACAAUUACUUGACAGUUCUUUAAAUUUUUAGCUUUCUCUGUUUGUAAGCUGUUCGUCAUGUAUCAAAUAACGAACUUAUAAUGAAUGCUUUAAUAAUGUAAAUCAUUUCCUAAUUUAUUUUUAUAUGGAUUUUAUAAAUAUAGUCACCUUUCUAACAAAUUCUUUUGUCUUACCAUCAAAGAGAAUGAAAAUAAUAAUAUGCUUUCUAUUCCUCAGAAGACUUUAUGAAAAUUACAUAAUAGUAAACCUGAAAGUGUUUUAGCACUUCUAAAAUUUUAUGAAAGGUCAAAGUGAAAUUUUAAAUUUUAAAUUACUGAAUCACUAAAGUGUGGAUAACCCCCUCCCUCAUGCUUUUGUUUUCUAGUAAGUGCACAGGUUACCAUGCCAGGCAUGAUUUAUCUAAUACUGCAGUAGAAGAGGCAGAAACUACUUUUGAUGGUUACUUUGGCCUACUUUGACCUCUCCCAGAGUCUCCAACCUAGUGAAGACUAGUAAGGUAAAUUUGCUCUUUAGGGACUUCCCUGGCAGUCCAGUGGUUAAGACUCUGUGCUUCCACUGUAGGGGGCGCGAGUUCAAUCCCUGGUCAAGGAAUUAAGCUCCCACGUGCCGUGCAGUGAAGCCAAAAAAAAAUUUUUUUUUUGCAAUGUAUUUACUAAAACUUGUGAUUAAAUUAAAAUUUUUUCAAAGACCCAAAUAAAUUAGUUUGAUAGAUUCGUUUUCCAUUACAUAAGUUGUUUAGGUUUUGAAAAAGUUUUACCCUCUGCAUCCCCACUGUUGUCUGUUAGUAUACAUUUGAUUCUUAUAGUAACUAGCUUUGACAUGUAGUUUGAAAUUCCAGGCUCUUUGCAACUAAAGUUUUCGUACUGAGGAAAGCAAAAUAAGAACCGGCAUUUCUUGAAAAUAAUUGGCUGUAAAUAAAUCUACUGUUAUCUAAGAGAAGGAAAUCCUUCAGUUAACCAUGGACCAAUAAAAAAAAAAGAAUUCAGGUUUCUUGCUGAAGCUACAAAAGUCUUCAUAAGGAGGUAAAUGCUACAUAUCUAAUUUAGAGGCCAUUUUGCUUUCUUUGUCAUACUACAGAAACACUUAAUAUUGUAAUCAUCCUCAAGAAAUUAUGAAGAGGUGACAGAAGACUAGAGAUGAACAAAUGUCCUGAUUUUAAAAAUGAGAAGCCAGUAGAUUUUAUAAAUGUGGAUUCCCAUCUAGUUCUCAAUUUAUAUAAAGCCUCUUCAAGUUGGCCCUUUCUGACCACCCAAUUCAAAGUAACCGUUGUAAUUCCCUAAUCAGCCUGGUUUAUCUUUUUCAUGAUUCUUACCAGCACUCAUUUUCUUAUUUUUUACUGUCCGUCUCUCUCACUAGACUCAGCUCCAUAAGAGAAAAUGUUGUCUAUCCUUUUCAACCAGUGUCUCUCCAGUACUUGAAGAAUGGUAUAUGGUGACUUUUCAGAUCACCUCUCCGUGUACUAGCGAGAGGCAUUACGAGCACCUUGGACGAUGCUGUAACAAAUGUGAACCAGGAAAGUACUUGUCUUCCAAAUGCACUGCUACCUCUGAAAGCGUCUGUCUGCCCUGUGGCCCGGAUGAAUACCUGGACACCUGGAAUGAAGAAGAUAAAUGCUUGCUGCAUAAAGUUUGUGAUACAGGCAAGGCCCUGGUGGCCGUGGAGCCCGGCAACCGGACGGCUCCGCGGCGCUGCGCCUGCACCGCCGGGUACCACUGGAGCGAGGACUGCCGCUGCUGCCGCCGCAACGCCGAGUGCGCGCCCGGCUUCGGCGCCCGGCUCCCGGUGCAGCUCAACAAGGACACGGUGUGCGAGCCCUGCCUCGCAGGCUACUUCUCCGACGCCUCUUCCUCCACAGAAAAGUGCAAACCCUGGACCAACUGUACCAUUCUUGGAGAGACAGAAGCACUUCACGGGACCGAUAAAUCAGAUGUGGUUUGUAGUUCUCUUCCACCUACAAAACCACCAAAUGAACCCCAGAUUUACUUGCCCAGUUUAAUUAUUCUGCUUCUCUUCAUAUCUGUGGCAUUAGUUGCUGCUGUCAUCUUUGGUGUUUACUAUAGGAAAAAAGGGAAAGCACUAACAGCUAAUUUGUGGCACUGGGUCAAUGAAGCUUGCGGCCGCCUAAGUGGAAAUAAGGAGUCCUCAGGCAGCAAUCUUAGCUGCACUCGUGUGGAAGCCCCUAGUCAGCGUGAAAUCUGUGAGGGUGUCUUACUGCUGACUCUGGAACAGAAGAUGUUUUCUGAAGAUAUGUGCUGUCCUGACAGUGGAGGUGCGUGUGCAGGUGGCAGUCCCUGUGUGCCGGGAGAAGAUGCCGGGAUGCUCACCCUGGUCAGCGAGAUUGAGGGGGACCCCUUCAGGCAGAUUCCCACGGAAGACGAAUACGUGGACAGGCCCCCCCGGACCCCAGACUCUAUAUUAUUCUUCACUCAGCCUGUAAGCACAUCCACACCGCCUUUCCCUGAACCCCUGGAGGUGGGAGAGAAUGACAGUCUAAGCCAGUGCUUCACUGGGACAGAGAGCUUGGUGGAUUCCGAAAGCUGCCACUUCGCUGAGCCUCUGUGCAGGACUGACUGGAUUCCUAUUUCCUCCGAAAAGUACUUGCAAAGAGAAGUGGAGGGUGGCAAUUGGCCCCACUGGGCAGCCAGCUCCAACUCUGCAGAUGGCUGUGCCGGCUGCAGGAGCCCUGCUGGGGAGGACCGGGAACCCCUGAUGGGUUGCCCCCAAAGUGGACCCUUGCCCCAGAGCGCCUAUGGCAUGGGCCUUCCUCCCGAAGCAGCUGGUGGGGCAGAGGCGGGAGGCCAGCCCAUGGAUGGGGCUGAUGCACGGCUUCCCAGCUCCACGAGGGGAGGUCCUGGCUCUGGAGGCCCUUCCAGUGAGCAGCCACCUGCAUCAGGAAAUGUGACUGGAAACAGUAACUCCACGUUUAUUUCCAGCGGGCAGGUGAUGAAUUUCAAGGGCGACAUCAUCGUGGUCUACGUCAGUCAGAACUCGCAGGAGGGUCCGGCGGGGCCGGGCGGCUGCGCGGGGGAGCCGGUGGGCCGCCCGGUGCAGGAGGAGAGCCCGCCGUGCUGCGACUCGUUCGCCGGCCUCGGGCCGCGCUUCCCGGACACGUGCGCCGGCCUCGAGGUGGGCCCGGGGCUGCAGGAGCGAGGCGCCCCCGGGCCCGACAAGGCCUCGCGGCCGGUGCAGGAGCAGGGGGAGGCCGAGGCCGGCGCGCAAGAGACGCGGCGCUGAGCAGCCGAGAACCCGCUGCGGUUGCAGCCAGGCGGGCGCGGAGCUGCAGGCCUUCCAGCCCGCCCUCCGCGCCGCGCACAUCGGAAGCCGCGUCCCCAGCUGACGACGCCGCCGCGCACCCGCGCCUGGGCGGGGCUGAGGGCGGGGCCUGGGAUGGGGCGGGGCCGUGGCCCCAGAGGUGUGCCGUUGAGCCCCUCCGUUCGGUACGCCUGCGUCAAAUGAACGGACGUUCUUUAUCCAUCUUGUUCUAAAUAGAAUCGGGGACUUUAAAAACAAACAAGCAAACAAAAGUACAUUUGUUAUUACUACUCACUUCCAUCCACGGUCACGUGUCUACUAAUUGCACAGGUACACGUUGCUCUCUUCUGUUACUCCACUUUUUACCUCCUAUAGUUUUUCUUCUUCCACUUCCACCUCCCAUUAUUAGUUCGUCAGUAGUUUGUCUCUUUACGACAUGUGUUUUUAUGGCCGUCCUGUUCUAUUUGGAUCUGUAUCCCUUCCCCCACCCCGUCCUCCAUGUUUGAUAUUUGUAUUUCACUGUCUCUCAUAACGUUUCUCUUGAUACUGUCCGCCCUUUUUUCUUUUUACUAUUUAACGAUUUUCUUGAAAAGUCUCCUAAGGGUGAUGGUCUUCUUUAUAUGUUUUCUUUUGGUCCCUUCUCACAAGUAGAUGACUGUGUUUUGGUGAUGGCGGGGGCGGGGAGAGGUGAGGAGUCUGUACUAAGCACUUUGGGAAGAAGGCUAGAAAUGUGAAGCCUGCGGGGAGGCUCAGAGAACAAGAGGAGGGACUUGUAGCUUUCGAAAACUUUUCUGAGUUCUCAGUUUUCUAAAGGAAGGAAAAGGGGAAAUCCCAUUUUCACCCUGAAUGUUUUUUAAGUUUGUGUUAAUUUCUAGGCAGCACUAAGUUGCAAUUCGUGUCUGCCUCCUUUACUGCAUCUCAAAAUGGUUCAUUUCCCCCGGGUGAAUGUAGUACCCUUCCCAGCAGAGGCAAUCAGGUACUUGGGAAACUAAAUCUCAAAAAUCCAAGUUGCUGCACUUGGCAUUCUUAUUCUUGAUGUGUCCCUGGAAAAGGUGUGGAAAAUGAGUAGGACAUGGGAUGGCCUGCACACACGGUGAAAGGAAGGUGCCAGGAAAGUUCAAGAAAGGAAGAAUAAAGUUGUGCAUUUGUUUUCUUUCUAAACAAGAAUAGCAUAAAUGUGUUUAGGCAGUAGGCACCAUUUUCUUCCUAAAAAAUCGUGUAUCUGUAAUUUAGCCUUGUAAAAGUGGAAAACAUUCUUAUUAUUUUCCAUGCGUUUACAUUAAAAACCCAAAUCCUUAUAUUGUGAACUUAAGAAAACUUAUCAUAGAGGUGCUUUUCUCUUAGCAUCAGUGCUCUUGUGAGGAAACAUACAAUGUGAGUCAGAGUGAAAGGAAUUACCUAGGAUGUUUCAUCUGUUGUGGCCAGUGAGCAUUCGUUCUCCUCAAAUACUAAAGUUAAAAUAUCUAAGCACAUUAAAAUUAAUUUUGCAGAUCUGGUUGGUUUUAAGAGUGGUGAUAGCAGUCACUGUCCAGACUUUAAUGGCCACAAAUGCCCAGCUGAAGGGAAUGAUCGUUGAUCACUGGUUUCUCCCUGUCGGUUGCAGGUGUCUUGGAAAUGCUAGAAUAGUAGCCAUCAAUUAUGACUUUUAAUGGAGAAGCAGAGGUGGUUCUAUAAUUUAUGGGGCUUCUUAGCUGACAUGAAAAACUGCAGGAAAUAACUGUGUUGCCAGGAUGAUCCGUUGGUGGGAAUUUACUGUCUGUGCUGCCCUUUUAGUUCACAUCCAUCCAAAGAGAGAUGUUAUAAAAAUGGAAGAAGCCAUUAAACCUUUUGACAUAUUAAACAAAGUAUAGUUCACAAAGGAGAAGGCUGAGCUAAAGACCCAAGUUUCUACUGUGACUGUCAUCAUCUCACUAAUACUUUCCUUUUCUUUCCUAUAAAAAGGCACUAAUUUUUGACAUUUUCCCAAACUAGAGAUAACAUAAGGAUGCUACAGUGAAUGUUAAAGUAUUUUGAGAUCCUUAAAUAGAAGGUGCUAAAUAAAUACAUAAGAAUCUACUUUCAGAAAAAGGUAGUAUUCUUUCCCAUGCUGAUCCCUACUAAUUCUAUAUUGAUCCAAAGACAAUUAAAUGAUAGGAAGUAUAUAGCAAAUAUAGGUCUGUGUCUGUGUAUUAUAGAGAUGUAUAUGACAAAUGUAAACAGAAUGAAAUGAAGACAAUAAUGAAAAACUGGGGAAUGUGAUAAAGAGAUUAUUAAACAUAUUUGAUGAUAAAAAAUUUUUUUCACGGCUUGUUUAAACAAAGCUUUUUGUGAAAUAAUGAUCUGACUUCUUUCUGAUCUCUAUGAUGUACUGUGGUAUCAAAUGUUGGUUAUAUGGUGUCAUUGGUGGAAACCUCAACAAGAGUUGGGACAGAAAGUGCCUUUUUUAAAUAAUAUAUCUACCAUUGAUCUCAUAAGUAAAAUUCUUUAAAAUGUAGGUUGGCUAGGCAGUGAAAGAGUUGAAACGGAAAUGGAGUCUAGUGUUUUCUACCCACACCUAAUUCAGCUAUCAGAAGUAGGAAGAAUUAAUUUCUUCUCUCUGCCUGCAAGCACAAAGAGUAGUUUGAAUGUGAGGUAUUGGAACCUUCCUAUGGCAAAGGAAAAGAGGGCUCUUGCUGUGUAACAAGCUACCCCAAAACUCAGUGGUUUAAAACAAUCACCAUUGAUUUAGCUCCCAGCCCUGUGGGUUGGCUCAGCUUGGUUUGUUCAUUAGGCCUGGAGGAGCCCAGCUGGGCUUGCUGACCUGCGUGCAGUCUGCAAGCUGACUGGCUCGGGGAAGGCUGGCUGGACUGAACCCUGUCCACGCGGUCCCUCAUCCUCCCAGCAGGCUGCCCCGGCCUUCUUCUCAUGGU
Messenger RNA from Delphinapterus leucas (beluga whale), 6558 nucleotides. It is a transcript of the gene TNFRSF11A, whose product is annotated as TNF receptor superfamily member 11a. Gene Ontology annotation, cellular component: external side of plasma membrane. Lineage: Eukaryota; Metazoa; Chordata; Mammalia; Artiodactyla; Monodontidae. Gene Ontology annotation, biological process: ossification; positive regulation of bone resorption; multinuclear osteoclast differentiation. The record is from RefSeq and is a predicted model, not a curated record. Gene Ontology annotation, molecular function: cytokine binding; tumor necrosis factor receptor activity.